Eleginops maclovinus (Patagonian blennie) is the source of this 2097-nucleotide messenger RNA. RefSeq lists its product as uncharacterized. The transcript is spliced from 6 exons. The coding region runs from base 37 to 1701 and encodes 554 amino acids. The record is from RefSeq and is a predicted model, not a curated record. NCBI's taxonomy places the organism in Eukaryota, Metazoa, Chordata, Actinopteri, Perciformes, Eleginopidae. Gene Ontology annotation, cellular component: cytoplasm.
UUCCUCAUUAGAGUGCUGUGUGUCGGUGUGACAGUCAUGAAGGACGGGAGCAGAGAGGAGCAGGUUUCCCGGCACGGGGUGUUUGAGGACUAUGAGAACUUCCUCCUCCAUUUGUGUCAGGAGGUGGGGCCGUGCCGGGACCCCCCGCUGCUGCAGAAGGCGGCCCGGUACCUGCAGACAGGAGAACCGGCAGAGACGUUCCUGCUGCUGCCGUUCUACCAGACCGCGCUUCAGGGCUGUCGUGCCCUGAGUACUGACUGCAGGAAACACCUGUCCGCUGUCAUCAAGGCGGCCGAGCUGCUGGAAACCCUCUGUGUCAAUCUGUUCCUGCAGCCCUGGAAGAAAGAAAUCAGGACUCUAAAGACUUAUACAGGACCGUUUGUCUACUACCUCCUGCCAGUGCUCAGCAGCUCCACCAUUCAGUCUGUCCUGGCCUCUAUUGGCUACCUGCCCCACACUGACACUCCUCUGAGUGAGUACAGACUGAGUGAGGAUGCUGACCCUCAGAGAGCCAUGCUGCUGGGCUUCGAGCUGCUGCUAGCCAGGGUGGAAUGUUACAACCUGCUCGAGCUCCUGGAGAAGCUGGGACCACAGGAGUGGCUGGGUGUUCUACGGAGGAAAGCAGGGCCUCAGAAACUGGAAGACGCCCCAGAAGAGAACACAACAAAAGCUCAAAAGGAAAAAGAGGAAGAGGAGGGGGAGGUAAAGAAGGAAGAACAGGCUGAUAGAAAAGAGGCCCCUCUGAGUUCAGACAACAGGCUGGAGUUUAGGCCUCAGCCUAAGCCUCGCCGCAACCAUCUCAACAGUGUGGAUCAGUCCAUCAUGGAGAUGCACAUAUCCUACCCUGACCUGUCCAUCAAGGGCCGCCGUCUGGUGCCGCACAGAGCUCUCCGAGCAGACAGCAGCUGGAGCGGCAGCAGAGAGGCUCCUACUGGCAGCACCAGCUACUCUGAUGUGGCUGAAGCAGUUAAAGGCCCCACAGCUGCUGCUGCUACCACUGUCCGCAGGAGAGAUGAUGGCCUUACUGCUGAGGACGUAACGGGAGACCAGAGAGGAGUCGCUGGCUGUACCGACCGGAGCAGUGGGAGCGCCAGCAGCAGUACCACUGAUGGAGGCAGAUUGGAUGAUGAGCUCAGCGGUCCUCUUUCCCUUCACCUCACUCACUCACUGAGAGCGGGAUCUGCAGCAGGGCAGAGCCCGGAGCCCGGAGACACUCAGCCUCCAGCAGAGCCCCCAGCAGAGCACACUGCAGCAGAGCUGCAGAAUAAGACAGCGGAUCCCCAGAAGCUCUCCUCCCUGAGCUCCCUGGACGAAGUUAAGAUGCUCAAAGAGCUUGAAGAGAGGAUGGGCCAGCUCUGUGUGCAGGACACCAAAGAGGAAGGGAAGGGAAAGGAUUACAAAAGAGAAGAGGAGAAUACGACCAAAGAGAGGAGGAGGAGGAGGAGAGAGAAAAAGGCAAGCGCAGAGGGGGAGGCCGAGGAGCAGAACCUUGGGAAGCCUCUGAUCGAGACCGGUCCAGCACCGAGCCACGCUGCCUGUAGAUCCUCUCAGUCUCAUCCCACAGAGAUGAAAGAGCAGAAGCAGCCCGCCGAGUGUCCCCACUCCCCGCUGAGCGCCAGAAAAGCCAACUGCCAGAUCUGUGCAGGAGAGACGGGCCAAGGGGAGGAGGAGCAGCUGGCUCAGAGCUUUGUUAUACUCUAGCACAGAGCCGUCAAACUUUAGUUCAGGGGCCGACAUACAGCUCAUCAUAGUGUGAAAACCUGUAAAUAACCGCAACUCCUUCCCUUUUGAUUGAACUAUCUUUUUAAAAAACAACUUGGCAUUUCUUAAGAAAACUCAAUUGCAAUUUGAAUAAUGCUAUGCCUCGUUUACAUGUGCAUCACAACGUACAGAUUACAGUGUGUUUACAAAAACAUUUAAUCUAUGGUAUCUGAAACUGAACGGUAUAGUGUUAUACUUCGUGAUUGUACAUUCAUUUCCACAUCUGUGUAGUAAUCCUGACACCCAUGCAUACACACUAAAGAGGGAACCUUUGAGUUAGAAGUUAUCCCUCUGCCUUGUAAAUGUAUAAAUACAAAAUAUCUAAAAGUUGAAAAA